This is a messenger RNA of Dufourea novaeangliae, 3521 nucleotides long. RefSeq lists its product as uncharacterized. The record is from RefSeq and is a predicted model, not a curated record. The transcript is spliced from 2 exons. NCBI's taxonomy places the organism in Eukaryota, Metazoa, Arthropoda, Insecta, Hymenoptera, Halictidae. The annotation marks the transcript as partial.
AUGGCAACAGAUCAAUCGAUGGCUAAUGUAAAGGCACUCAUUAAACAGAGAACAACAAUUAAAAGUCAAGUGACGCGUAUAGGUUCUUACGUAAAGGAGAAGUCAGAUUCAAAUUUUGGUGAAUUAGAAGCACGUAAAGAAAAACUUGAGCAAUUGUGGAAUGCAUACAAUGAAAUUCAGGGUGAAAUUGAAGCAUUGGAUGAAACAACUGAUUAUACGAGCGAAAGUAAGCAGUUUGAACAGCAUUAUUAUGAGAUCAAAGCUUUGUUUGUUAAUCGUAUGCCGAAUUCACAAUUUCCAAAUCGGGGUGCAUCUUCUAGUAAAGCAGUAAAUUCAUCAAGUGUAAAACAAGCUAAUACGCUUUUGCCUAAGAUUGAAAUUAAGCCUUUUGAUGGUAACCCGAUUGAUUGGCAUAGUUUUUAUGACACGUUCAAAGACAUGGUACACAAUAACGAGGACUUACUUACGGUUCAAAAGUUUCAUUUUCUUAAAAAUUCGUUACGCGGAGAGGUAGCAUCGAUAGUAGCCCCUCUUGCCGCGUUGGAAGAAAAUUAUGAAGUAGCAUGGAAUUUGUUGCAAAAGCGUUGCAACAAACCACGGCAGAUUUUACACGCACAUUUAAGGUUGCUUUUCGAACUCCCUGAGAUUCAGCGUGACACUCCUUCUAAUUUAAGAUUAUUAUCGGAGAAAGCUCAGAUGCACGUUCAAGCACUAACAUUGUUGAAAGAACCUGUAGAGCAUUGGGGUACGAUUUUAGUAUUUAUAAUAGCUAACAAACUAGACAAACAUACACGAAAGGUUUGGGACCGUACUUUAGAAAAUGAGGAACGACCAACAUUUGAUCAGCUUAUUAACUUUAUUGAUAAACAAGCGCGUAGCGAUGAGGUUGAAUCGACAAUUGUAUCACCGGUAAAGGGAACUCAUCAAGAUUAUCGAAUUAAAGGUAAAAUUCCAAGUCGUGGGCAGGCAUAUUUGGCUACAGGAAAGCAAUUAGCGUGCGUAUUUUGCAAACAAGGGCAUGAAAAUUAUUAUUGUCCUCAAUUUAUACAGCUCAGUGUACAGGAGAGAUUGAGCGCGGUAAAAAGGGCAAGAGUUUGUCUUAACUGUUUAAGAAGCAAUCAUAUGGUUAGUAACUGCAAGUCGAUGGGUUGUCGCAAAUGUAAUCGCAGACAUCAUAGCUUAUUACAUUUUAAUAACGAGGCUCGGGUUACAAUUCCCGACAGUAGUAAAGCAGCAGGUAGUAGCCCAUCAGGUAGUGCCUCGCGGGAGAACGCCACCUCUUCAACAGAAACGAUCAGAACCGCUUUAACCGUAUUGUUUGAUUCCGAAGUACUUCUAGGCACAGCGCAGGUAAAAAUUCUAGACAAUUUGAAUGAAGAACAUUGCUGUCGCGUGCUCCUGGAUGGGGGAUCUCAAGCUCAUUUUAUAUCAGAAAGAUUAGUUGAUCGCUUGAAGAUAAAGAAGCAGGAAAUAAAUUUAACAUUUUCCGGAUUAAGCAAACUUAUUACGCGUGCCCGGUAUUAUGUUAAAUCUGUAAUUAAGUCUAGAGAUAACACUUUUGCCACUGAGCUAAGAUUUAUUGUAUUACCAACGAUUACUGGAUUGUUACCAGCCCGACAAAUUGAUCGUAGAGCUCUUAGUAUACCGAACAACAUAAACUUAGCUGAUCCGGAAUUCCAUAUGCCUAGCGAAAUAGAUUUAUUGUUAGGAAACACUUUGUUUUAUCGUGUAUUAUCGAUCGGUCAAAUUCGGACAUGCAAUGAAAAUAUAAUAUUACAGAAAACGCGUUUAGGGUGGUUAGUAACGGGAGAGGUGGAAUCGCAAGGUGAAUUUAUUAAACAGGAUAGAGUGAAAAUGAGUUAUUUGGUCACAUCAUUAGAUAAACAAAUAGAGCGGUUUUGGGAAAUUGAAGAACUUCCGACAAAGCAGUUCUUUUCCCCAGAAGAAUUAGAAUGUGAGAAUCAUUUCAAGGAAAAUACGUGUCGCGAUAGUAAUGGUCGUUAUAUAGUUCGUUUACCUUUUAACGACAAGAAAGAUUUAUUGGGGGAAUCUAAAACUAUGGCGUUAAAACGUUUCUACAGUUUAGAACGUAAAUUGCAUCAGAAUCCCGAGUUGUUGAGACAAUAUAUUGAAUUUUUAGAUGAAUAUCGAGUUCUAGGUCACAUGUAUGAAAUUACUACAUUAGAGGACAAUAAAAAUGGAUUCUAUCUUCCACAUCAUGCUGUGGUGAAGGAAUCUAGUGCAACCACCAAGGUUAGGGUUGUUUUUGAUGCAUCGGCGAAAAGUUCGUCGGGUAUUUCUCUUAAUGAGGCUUUAUUAGUUGGUCCGACCAUUCAAGAUACAUUGUUUACUAUUUUACUUAGAUUUCGAAUUCAUUCUUAUGUUUUUACGGCAGACAUUGAGAAAAUGUUCAGACAGAUCAAGGUCCAUUCAAGCGAUGUAACGUACCAACGUAUUCUAUGGCGUGAGUCUAUGGAUAAACCUAUUAAAACAUAUGCGUUGAAUACAGUCACUUGUGGAACUGCAUCAGCACCAUAUUUGGCCGUGAGUUGUUUAAAUCAGUUAGCUGAAGACGAGAUUAAUAGGUUUCCCAUAGCAUCAAGAAUUUUGAGACGAGAUUUUUAUAUGGACGACGUAUUGACCGGCGCAUCUAGUUUGGAGGAAGCUUUAGUAUUACGAAAUGAACUUAUCGCAUUAACAAAGACUGGAGGUUUUCACUUGAGGCAAUGGACUUCUAAUAGUAUUAAGUUAAUAGAAGAUUUAGAUACGCAGAAUAAUUUGAAGAGUUUGUCGCUAGAUUCGUCCGAAGCUAAGAAAACUUUAGGUGUUUUUUGGAAGCCGUCUACCGAUACUAUUAUUUAUACCACAAAGGCAUUUGUUGGAAAGACGCGCAUUACGAAGCGAUUAAUACUGUCCGAGAUUUCUCAACUCUUCGAUCCACUAGGUUUACUCGGACCUGUUAUUAUCAAAGCCAAAAUAAUCAUUCAGCAGCUUUGGAAGGCUAACAUAACUUGGGAUGAGCCGGUUCCUCAGAAUAUAAGUUGUUCAUGGUUAGAUAACCACGGACAAUCCCGAAUUUUGAGACGAGAUUUUUAUAUGGACAACGUAUUGACCGGCGCAUCUAGUUUGGAGGAAGCUUUAGUAUUACGAAAUGAACUUAUCGCAUUAACAAAGACUGGAGGUUUUCACUUGAGGCAAUGGACUUCUAAUAGUAUUAAGUUAAUAGAAGAUUUAGAUACGCAGAAUAAUUUGAAGAGUUUGUCGCUAGAGUCGUCCGAAGCUAAGAAAACUUUAGGUGUUUUUUGGAAGCCGUCUACCGAUACUAUUAUUUAUACCACAAAGGCAUUUGUUGGAAAGACGCGCAUUACGAAGCGAUUAAUACUGUCCGAGAUUUCUCAACUCUUCGAUCCACUAGGUUUACUCGGACCUGUUAUUAUCAAAGCCAAAAUAAUCAUUCAGCAGCUUUGGAAGGCUAACAUAACUUGGGAUGAGCCGGUUCCUCAGAAUAUAAGUUGUUCAUG